Molecule: messenger RNA, 3483 nt
Organism: Fulmarus glacialis (Northern fulmar)
Lineage: Eukaryota; Metazoa; Chordata; Aves; Procellariiformes; Procellariidae
Product: plasma membrane calcium-transporting ATPase 1-like
Exons: 21
Biological process (GO): calcium ion transmembrane transport; regulation of cytosolic calcium ion concentration
Cellular component (GO): intracellular membrane-bounded organelle; membrane
Molecular function (GO): PDZ domain binding; P-type calcium transporter activity; ATP hydrolysis activity
Source: RefSeq, a predicted model, not a curated record
AAAAAGGCCAAGACGUUCAUGCAGUUAGUGUGGGAGGCACUCCAGGACGUCACGCUGAUCAUCUUGGAAAUCGCAGCCAUAAUCUCCCUGGGCCUGUCCUUCUACCACCCUCCAGGCGGUGACAAUGAAUUGUGCGGCCAGUCGGCAGGCGGUGUGGAGGACGAGGGCGAGUCGCAGGCUGGCUGGAUCGAGGGGGCGGCUAUCUUGUUUUCGGUGAUCAUCGUGGUGCUGGUGACCGCUUUCAAUGACUGGAGCAAGGAGAAGCAAUUCCGGGGCCUCCAGAGCCGCAUCGAGCAGGAGCAGAAGUUCACGGUCAUCCGUAAGGGGCAAGUGAUUCAGAUCCCGGUGGCUGAGAUUGUGGUGGGAGACAUCGCGCAGAUCAAGUACGGUGAUCUCUUGCCAGCAGACGGGAUCCUGAUCCAGGGCAAUGACCUGAAAAUAGAUGAGAGCUCGCUGACCGGGGAGUCAGACCAAGUCAAGAAAUUGCUGGAUAAAGACCCCAUGCUGCUGUCAGGUACCCACGUGAUGGAGGGCUCCGGCAGGAUGGUGGUGACUGCCGUGGGUAUCAACUCCCAGACGGGAAUCAUCUUCACUCUCUUGGGUGCGGGAGAAGGAGACGAGGAAAAGAAGGUGAAGAAAGGUAAAAAAACCGGAGCCCCCGAAAAUCGCAACAAAGCUAAAACUCAGGAUGGUGUGGCCUUAGAGAUCCAGCCCCUGAAGAGCCAGGAAGGGGUGGAAAAUGAGGAGAAGGAGAAGAAGAAGGUGAAAGUGCCCAAGAAGGAGAAGUCUGUGCUGCAAGGGAAGCUCACUCGUCUGGCAGUCCAGAUCGGGAAGGCAGGGCUGAUCAUGUCGGCCAUCACGGUCAUCAUCUUGGUGCUGUACUUCGUGAUCGACACGUUUGGGGUGCAGGGGCGGCCCUGGCUGGCGGAGUGCACCCCCAUUUACAUCCAGUACUUUGUCAAGUUCUUCAUCAUCGGUGUCACCGUGUUGGUGGUGGCUGUGCCUGAAGGGCUCCCGCUGGCGGUCACCAUCUCCCUGGCUUACUCUGUGAAGAAAAUGAUGAAGGACAACAACCUCGUGAGACACCUGGACGCCUGUGAGACCAUGGGCAACGCCACCGCCAUCUGCUCGGACAAGACGGGCACGCUCACCAUGAACCGCAUGACCGUGGUGCAGGCCUACUUGGGGGACACCCACUACCGCCAGAUCCCCGACCCUGAAGCCAUCCUGCCCAAGAUCCUGGACCUCAUAGUCAACGGUGUUGCCAUCAACUCCGCCUACACGUCCAAGAUCCUGCCACCUGAGAAGGAAGGGGGGCUACCUCGGCAAGUGGGGAACAAGACCGAGUGCGCCCUGCUGGGUUUUGUGCUGGACCUGAAGCAGGAUUACCAGGCUGUGCGGAACGAAGUGCCAGAGGAGAAGCUCUACAAGGUCUACACCUUCAACUCAGUGCGCAAGUCCAUGAGCACGGUGCUGAAGAACGGCAACGGCGGCUUCCGCAUGUACAGCAAGGGCGGAGCCUCCGAGAUCAUCCUCCGCAAGUGCACCAGGAUCCUGGACAAGAACGGAGACCCUCGGAUGUUCAAGGUGAAGGACCGGGAUGAGAUGGUGAAGAAGGUGAUAGAGCCCAUGGCCUGCCACGGACUGCGGACCAUCUGCCUGGCCUUCCGUGACUUCUCUGCUGAUGCGGAGCCGGACUGGGACAGCGAGAACGAGAUCCUGUCUGACCUGACCUGCAUCGCUGUGGUCGGGAUAGAGGACCCUGUGCGGCCAGAGGUGCCAGACGCCAUCCUGAAGUGCCAGCGUGCAGGGAUCACCGUCCGGAUGGUGACGGGGGAUAAUAUCAACACCGCCCGCGCCAUCGCCACCAAGUGUGGCAUCCUGCUGCCAGGGGAGGACUUCUUGUGCCUGGAGGGAAAGGAGUUCAACCGGCUCAUCCGCAACGAGAAGGGCGAGGUGGAACAGGAGCAGCUGGAUAAGAUCUGGCCCAAGCUGCGUGUGCUGGCCCGCUCCUCCCCGACAGAUAAGCACACGCUCGUGAAAGGAAUUAUCGACAGCACUGUUGGUGACCAGAGGCAGGUGGUGGCCGUGACCGGGGAUGGGACCAACGAUGGCCCAGCUUUGAAGAAAGCCGACGUUGGGUUUGCCAUGGGCAUCGCAGGCACGGACGUGGCGAAGGAGGCUUCGGACAUCAUCCUGACGGAUGACAACUUCACCAGCAUCGUCAAGGCGGUGAUGUGGGGACGCAACGUCUACGACAGCAUCUCCAAGUUCCUGCAGUUCCAGCUGACCGUGAACAUCGUGGCCGUCAUCGUGGCCUUCACGGGCGCCUGCAUCACGCAGGACUCUCCCCUGAAGGCUGUCCAGAUGCUGUGGGUGAACCUCAUCAUGGACACCUUCGCCUCCUUAGCCCUGGCCACAGAGCCCCCGUCCGAGUCCUUGCUGCUGCGCAAGCCGUACGGCCGCAACAAGCCGCUCAUCUCCCGCACCAUGAUGAAGAACAUCCUGGGGCACGCGGUGUACCAGCUAACUAUCAUUUUCACGCUGCUUUUUGCGGGGGAGAAGUUUUUUGACAUCGACAGUGGCCGAAACGCCCCGCUCCACUCCCCACCCACCGAGCACUACACCAUUGUCUUCAACACCUUUGUCAUGAUGCAGUUGUUCAAUGAGAUCAAUGCGCGCAAGAUCCACGGGGAGAGGAACGUCUUCGAGUCCAUCUACCGCAACCCCAUCUUCUGCACAGUGGUGCUGGGGACGUUUGCAGCUCAGAUCAUCAUUGUGGAGUUUGGUGGGAAGCCGUUCAGCUGCUCUGGGCUCACCCUGAGCCAGUGGUUCUGGUGUAUUUUUAUCGGAGUGGGAGAGCUCCUCUGGGGCCAGCUGAUCUGCACUGUCCCAACCAGCCACCUGAAGUUCCUGAAGGAAGCUGGGCAUGGCAUCACCAAGGAGGAGAUCCCAGAGGAGGAGCUGCCUGAAGAUGUGGAUGAGAUUGACCACGCUGAAAUGGAGCUGCGGCGCGGGCAGAUCCUGUGGUUCAGGGGUCUCAACAGGAUACAGACACAGAUGGACGUAGUUUACACAUUCCAGACCGGCGCCUCCUCUUUGCAGGGAGCCCUCAGGAGACAGCCUUCCAUCGUGAGCCAGCACCACGAUGUAAAAAAUGUUUCUAGCCCAACCCAUAUCAAAGUGGUGAAUGCGUUCCGUAGCUCCUUGUACGAAGGCCUCGAGAAACCCGAAUCCAGAAGCUCCAUCCAUAACUUCAUGACUCACCCAGAGUUCAUCCUGGAGGAAGAUGAGCCUCGAACACCAUUCCUUGACGGCGCUGAAGACGACCCCGAGACUGACGGACUCAAAAAGCGAGGUGGGGGUAGCCUGGGUGGAUCUACAUCCCUCAACAGAAAUAACAAUGCAGUGGACAGCGAUCAAGCUGAGGUCACCGUCCCGGAGCCCGAAAGCCCCUUACACAGCUUGGAGACAUCAGUUUGA